Molecule: messenger RNA, 1853 nt
Organism: Strongylocentrotus purpuratus (purple sea urchin)
Lineage: Eukaryota; Metazoa; Echinodermata; Echinoidea; Camarodonta; Strongylocentrotidae
Product: polypeptide N-acetylgalactosaminyltransferase 16
Exons: 7
Coding region: 1-927 (308 amino acids)
Cellular component (GO): Golgi apparatus
Source: RefSeq, a predicted model, not a curated record
AUGUUUACAAGAUGGGCUGUCAAAGUUUUAUCCUUUGACAAGGUCGGAGAAGGAACUAAGAAGAGGAAGAAGAAGAAGACAAGAUGGAGACUGUGCGUCACCGAAAUGACAUUCAUUAUCAUUGCAUCAUAUCAUCACAACAUUUAUUUUGUAAUUUUUUUUGUUUGUUAUUUACAUCCCUGCUUACAUCUUGCAGAAAUCUCUUUCCGAGUGUGGCAAUGUGGGGGUAGUCUAGAGAUCAUACCAUGCAGUCGAGUGGGACAUGUCUUUCGCAAGAAACACCCUUAUACAUUCCCAGAUGGAAAUGCAAACACUUAUAUCAGGAAUACGAGAAGGGCAGCUGAAGUCUGGAUGGAUGAGUUCAAGGUUCUAUUCUACAAUGCCAGACCAUCUGCAAGAGGGAAAUUCUAUGGAGACGUGAGUGAAAGGAAAGAGCUGAGGAAACAGCUGAAAUGUCAAUCAUUUAAGUGGUACCUGACGAAUGUGUAUCCUGAGCUCAAAAUUCCUGGUCCUAAUGAGUUGGUGUACGGUCAGAUCAAGCAAGGAAACACCUGUUUGGAUUCCUCACCCCAUCCUACUGGGUCUGCAUGGCCUCCUGUCAUGGCAAGGUGCUCCAAGAAACAGAAACAUCAGUCUUGGAUAAUAACCAAAGACGACACAGUGGAGCAGGAUGCUACGUGUUUGACUGUAACCUCAACUCAUGUAGACUCUCGUGUUUAUAUCUCUAGCUGCCUUCCAAACGAUAUAAAACAGAAAUGGACGAGAGUGGACAACUCUCUCCAGCAUACUCUAAGCAAACUGUGCCUUGACAAUCAAAUACCCGACAAAGGGCUGAUAGUGAAGCAGUGUAACUCCAAGUCAAAAACACAAUCCUGGUUUAUACUACCUUCUUCCACUCUUAUCAGAGGUGAUCACUCGCUGAGGUGACCCUAGUGGAACAGGGUCGUAUGUCACUCUGAUCAGGGAGGUAUUACGGGGCAACUCACAAUUAUUCACCCAUAGACAGUAGAUGUAGGAUUAGAAAAUACAUUGAAUAAAUUAUGUGCCAAAAAUUUAUAAAUAUAUAUAUUUCACACUGCAGUUCGUUUCCAUACCAUUUGAUGGAGUUGAAAGGGCAAUCGGACUAAUCGCCCAUUGAUGCGUAGCAUUCAAUAGCAAUUUAUUUCCAACCUUUUACAUGAAGAAAUUUAGAUAAGAGUGUAUAUAAUUGUGGCUUUCUCUCGUGUUUAUCUCCCUGAUCAGAUCUUUUAUAUGUGUAUUUGAAUAUAUAUUGUAUGUAUCUCAGGACAGAAGAGGUUUCUAGAUGAGGUGGCCUGUACUCUGAGGUUUGUAUUUAUGAAAGCAAAACAGUCAAUUGCUGUAGUAGUGGAUUAACAAAAAGUAGUUGUGAAAUGAAAUUUCAUAUAUGACUGAAUACAUCUACAAAGUCUCUAUAAAGCAAAUUUACAGACAUAUUUUAUAAUCUCAGUCAUUAUAUUUAUGCUUAAUUGCAUAUGGACAUUAGAACUCUUUUUUUUUUUUGAGGGGGGGGGGGGGGGCGAGUUCAUUUAGUAAAACAUAUAGUUAUGUAACCUUUAAUAGGUUUGAUACUGUAAAUUUUUUCGGAUAUGUAAUCAUUGAAAUACAAUAAGUGCAAGCCUCAUCUUUAUAUAAAGACUGGUUGAAAACGAGUCCAGAUCAUUUUCAUAUAGAAUGUGUUGAAUAUGCCUUAAUACAGUGGAAGAAUUUGUUAGAUUGUAUAUAUUUUAUAGAAUUUAAAUUACAGUGUCAGUGAUUUUUUUGCUUUAAAUGUCUUCCUUGGAUCUUGCCUGUAAUCCUUGCAUAAUUAUUUCAAGUCAUGAUAGGGUUUGACA